Messenger RNA from Benincasa hispida (wax gourd), 750 nucleotides. Its product is annotated as 3'-5' exonuclease-like. Gene Ontology annotation, biological process: nucleobase-containing compound metabolic process. The record is from RefSeq and is a predicted model, not a curated record. Gene Ontology annotation, molecular function: 3'-5' exonuclease activity; nucleic acid binding. Gene Ontology annotation, cellular component: cytoplasm; nucleus. NCBI's taxonomy places the organism in Eukaryota, Viridiplantae, Streptophyta, Magnoliopsida, Cucurbitales, Cucurbitaceae.
UCAUUUCUAUCAUCUUCUUUCACUGAAAAACCAGAACCCUACGCCAUUCGCCGUCCGCCAUGGCCAUUCUGAGCAUCUCCGACCGCCAAAUCCCCCUCAACUCCCACGACUACUACGAUAUCACUUUCGACAACGAUGCUAUCCUGACUCUCCUUACUGCCUGUCUUUCCGUGGUCGACAUGUGGAUCUCUGAAAUCCUCCGCAUCCACCGCCGCAGACUCCACCGUCUCGUCGUCGGGCUUGACAUUGAGUGGCGCCCUAACUUCAAUCGUCGUUACCGUAAACCCGUUGCCACUUUGCAACUCUGCGUUGGUCGCCGCUGCCUCAUCUUCCAACUCAUCCACACCUCCGAAAUACCUGAGUCUUUGAUCGAUUUCUUGGAGGACGAUACCUUCACUUUCGUCGGCGUCGGAAUCGAUCAGGACGUUCAACAGCUCUACAAUGACUACGAUCUGAAAGUCGCUAACACUGUCGAUCUUAGGGAGUUGGCUGCCAAUGAGAUGGAGAGAGAUGAUUUGAAGAAUGCGGGACUGAAGAUUUUGGGAAGAGAGGUUCUCGGAAGGGAGAUUGAUAAGCCGAGAAAUGUGACGCUGAGUCAGUGGGAUCGUCAAUGUCUGAGUCCUGGUCAGGUACUCUAUGCUACUGUUGAUGCUUUUUUGUCGUUUGAGAUUGGAAGGUAUCUGCUGAGUUAACUGGAAUCGAAUCGAAUCGAUAUGAAUGUUUAGGGAUUUUGAUAUUGGUUUUGGUUGU